AUGGCCUGGAGUUCCCGUGGGAAAGCCCAGCUCGGGGGACUGCUCCUCUCUCUCCUGGGCUGGGUCUGCUCGUGUGUCACCACCGUCCUGCCCCAGUGGAAGACUCUCAAUCUGGAACUGAACGAAAUGGAGACCUGGAUCAUGGGGCUUUGGGAGGUCUGCGUGAAUCAGGAGGAAGUUGCCACUGUGUGCAAGGCCUUUGAGUCCUUCUUGUCUCUGCCCAGGGAGCUCCAGGCAUCCCGCAUCCUCAUGGUCGCCUCCCAUGGGCUGGGACUACUGGGGCUUCUGCUCUCUGGCUUUGGGGCUGAAUGCUCCCAGUUUCAUGGGAUCAGAUGGGUAUUUAAGAUGCGGCUUUGUCUCCUGGGAGGAACUUUGGAGGCGUCAGCUUCGGCAACUACCCUCUUUCCAGUCUCCUGGGUGGCCUACGCCACCAUCCAAGACUUCUGGGAUGACAGCGUCCCUGAGAUUGUGCCUCGGUGGGAGUUUGGAGAUGCCCUCUACCUGGGCUGGGCUGCUGGAAUUUUCCUGGCCCUUGGCGGGUCACUUCUCAUCUUCUCGUCUUGCCUGGGGAAAGAAGAUGUGCCUUCUCCACGGAUGGCUGUUCCUACAGCCCCACCAUCCUGUGCUCCAGCGGGGGAGUCUGACAGCUCGUUCUAUCUAAUGCCAAGACCUAGGAGCCUGGUCAUCUAG
Vicugna pacos (alpaca) is the source of this 690-nucleotide messenger RNA. It is a transcript of the gene CLDN25, whose product is annotated as claudin 25. Gene Ontology annotation, molecular function: structural molecule activity. Lineage: Eukaryota; Metazoa; Chordata; Mammalia; Artiodactyla; Camelidae. The record is from RefSeq and is a predicted model, not a curated record. Gene Ontology annotation, cellular component: membrane; bicellular tight junction.